Molecule: messenger RNA, 2190 nt
Organism: Melampsora larici-populina 98AG31
Lineage: Eukaryota; Fungi; Basidiomycota; Pucciniomycetes; Pucciniales; Melampsoraceae
Exons: 3
Coding region: 1-2190 (729 amino acids)
Source: RefSeq, a predicted model, not a curated record
AUGAUCCCAAGCAAAGAUGACAUAGCUGAUCAACUCUCUGAUCUUGCCAGCUUUUCACCCGAUGAAGCUGAUAGUAUGAUUCAAAGUGCAGCUGGAAGGUCUCCUUUACCUUCUCCACCUCCUCAUUGCGCUUCAUUUUCAUCUUUACAUCAACUUUCUCACAAACCUGAAGCUCGUCCUUCUACACCAGAUCAUGAACUUAUUGAUCAAACUGAAUGGGAUCAUCUUUCAUUUUCUACUCAAUCUUCACCUGAAAAAAAUUCAUCACAUCCUUCAAGUUCACCUAAUGAUUAUGAUUUAAAUCAUUCACCUCACCUUCUUUCAUCAUCAAAUCAACCUAAUUGUUUUUAUCCAUCUUGUUCACCUACUCCAAGUUACAUCAAUCUUGAUUCAAACAAAUCAUCUGUUUCUAAUUUGAAAACUUCAAAUCAUCAUCUUAAGGAAUGGCGAAAAUCAUUACCAGCGCCAGAAGUCGUACCACCAGAAGCUACGAUAUCUGAAUUGUUAGGUGUAAGUACGAGAAUAGAAAGACGUCUUUCGAUUGAAGAUGAUAGACAGUCACUACAAAACGAUCUGGAUGAAAGCUCAGAACUUAGACCUCGUGAUAAUUCUCAGGAGAUUUCUAGAAGCUCAAAAGAACUCGAAAAGGAGGAAACACGCGAUACUCAAACCGAACCUAUUCCUGAAGGAAUGUCUAGUAGCGAUACGAAAUCAGAUCUACACAAUCGGCUCACAUACUCACAUCUCGCUCUAUUAGGAAGUAUAUCUUGCUCUGCCACUGCUAUCAUCUACGCACGGAUGAUGUCGAACGAAGGACAAGUUUCUGACGAAGUACAACAACCAAAUCUGGAGGGACCAAUAACUGAUACCGAUUCGCCUGAUGUCGAUAUUCCAGAUAAUGCAGCUAGUGCAAAUGUUUUACCAGAUGUUAAAGACUCUGAUCAACCUGCACAAAUCGCUGAGACCGAAAAAGAAUUGGUUGGACCAGAGUCAAUGAUUGAUACAUUACAAGAUCCACCUCUGAUUUCUGUUGUUCAAGACACGGUUCAGGAAUCUAGUUCAGUUUCUAUUGACUCAGAGAUCGACUCCUUAAAGAUUGAAGACUCCAUAAUAAUACCUACACAAGAAAUUGAGAUGAAAGAAAUCCUUCAAAGUGAAAUAUUGAAUUCAAAUCGAGAAAAACAAAUUGAUCCACCUUCUUCCUCUUCUUUAGUUUCUUAUUUUACUAGUUCAUAUGGGAUUUGGAGUUUUCUUAUGAUUUUAUUAUUAUUUUGGAAAAUUAAAACAAGUUCAAGUUCAAAGUACAAAGAUUCUCAAAAACCAAAAAAUCAAAACAUAUUAGUAAAAAAAGAAAUCAAUGAAAUUGAACAUAAACCAAUAAUUUUAUCUGAUUUACAAAAAGAUCAAAUCAAAUUUAGUUUAAAAAAGAUAUUUGAUAUUUUAGAUGGGAAGUAUAUACCUCAAGAUAAAGAAACAGUCGUGAUGAUCUUAAAAAGUAUUAUUAGUUAUUCUUGGAUAGUCAGACCGUUUUAUACAGAAUUGAUUAAUCGUUUAAUGUUUAAAUCAAAUCGAAAUUCAAACAGAUCUAAAGUUGAUCGAGUAAUCAUGAUGAAAUUGAUUAGAUUAUUAAAACAAAAGAAAUUAAUUCAAGAAGAUCUUGAUGGAAAAAUGAAUGAUGAAGAAGAUGAAGAAGAAGGAGAUAUGAAAUGGAAUUAUGAACAACUCUUAUUAUUGGAAGCGAUUCAAGAAAUCGAAACCGAAACCGAAACCAAACCUGAAAUAAAAGGAAAAGGAAAAGGAAGCACAAGCAAACCAAGAAGGAAAUCUAAAAGUUCAGAAAUUAAAAUCAAAGCGGAAGAAGAAGAAGAUCAAAUCGAACCAGAAAUCGUUUCUGAAACUGAAACAAUCUUACCAACAAGCCAAGCUAAAACCAAAAAACUUAAAUCAAACAAAAAGAGUUCCAAAAAGAAUCAAGAAGAAAUUAAUCAAGACCAAAUUGAUAGUGGUCGUAGAAGAUCAAGUGUUCGAAUCAAAUCUGAACCUAUCGAAGAACCUAAACCUGAUUUUACUCAAAACGUUAUGAUUAAUAAGAAAACUAGUAGGAAAAGUCAAGCUGGGAUCAAUCAUACAACCCCUACUGCUGUUGCUUCUGUUCCUGUAAGAUCGAGUCCAAGGAAUAAAAAAUUGUGA